This is a messenger RNA of Phragmites australis (common reed), 543 nucleotides long. Its product is annotated as putative cyclin-dependent kinase F-2. The record is from RefSeq and is a predicted model, not a curated record. Gene Ontology annotation, cellular component: nucleus. Bases 1 to 543 code for a protein of 180 amino acids. Gene Ontology annotation, molecular function: ATP binding; cyclin-dependent protein serine/threonine kinase activity. Gene Ontology annotation, biological process: regulation of mitotic cell cycle; protein phosphorylation. The transcript has a single exon. NCBI's taxonomy places the organism in Eukaryota, Viridiplantae, Streptophyta, Magnoliopsida, Poales, Poaceae.
AUGUGGCAGCUGCUGAUGGGCGCCAAGAAGAUGCAUGAGUGCUACAUUGUCCACCGCGACAUAAAGCCCGAGAACAUCCUCGUCGCUGACGAUCACACGGUCGUCAAGAUUUGCGACUUUGGGCUCGCCAUGUCUAUGUCCGCGCAGCGACAGUACGAGCCGACUGGCACGCUAUGGUACAAGGCACCCGAGAUGCUGCUGGAGAAGCCCGACUACGACGGGCUUCUCGAAACCUGGUCAUUGGGCUACGUCAUGACGGAGCUCAUCAACGGGAGGGCUCUGUUCCAUUGGCCGUUCGCCACUGAGGUGCGGCCGGAAUUGGACGUGCAGCGGCACAACCUGCUACGCGAGUUGUUCCCUGAGGAGAUGCUGUCAAAGGAAGGAUUUGAGGUCCUCAACGGCCUCCUCAUGUGCAACCCGGGCAAACGACUCACAGCAGCCACCGCACUCAAGAAAUCAUGGUUCUCCAAGAUCGACGCUCUGGCACUGCCAAAGAAAGAGGUAAUGGCAUCAGCGUUGCCGAAGAGACGGAGGCUGCUGUGA